This is a messenger RNA of Pteronotus mesoamericanus, 5466 nucleotides long. RefSeq names its product thyrotropin releasing hormone degrading enzyme (gene TRHDE). NCBI's taxonomy places the organism in Eukaryota, Metazoa, Chordata, Mammalia, Chiroptera, Mormoopidae. Gene Ontology annotation, biological process: peptide catabolic process; proteolysis. The record is from RefSeq and is a predicted model, not a curated record. The transcript has 19 exons. Gene Ontology annotation, molecular function: metalloaminopeptidase activity; zinc ion binding; peptide binding. The coding region runs from base 1 to 3198 and encodes 1065 amino acids. Gene Ontology annotation, cellular component: cytoplasm.
AUGGCCCUGGACGGCGAGCGCGGGGAGCAGGAGGAGGAGAAGAAAAAGAAGAAGAAGAAAAAGAAGAGGAAGAAGAAGAAGGAGGAGGGGGCUGAGAAGAGCCGCUCACCCUUCUCGGCCACGAUGGGGGAGAACGACGCCGCGCUCCGGACCGGCAGCAGGGGGCUCUCGGACCCGUGGGCGGACUCCGUGGGGGUGCGACCCCGCACCACCGAGCGCCACAUCACUGUGCACAGGCGGCUCGUACUGGCCUUCGCCUUGUCCAUCGUGGCGCUGCUCGCGGUCACUAUGCUCGCCGUGCUGCUCAGCCUGCGCUUCGACGAGUGUGGGGCUAGCGCAGCGUCCGGCGCAGAGGGUGGCCUCGCCGGCUUCCCACCGCGCGGUGGCAACGGGAGCCUUCCGGGUUCUCCCCGGCGCAACCAUCAAGCUGGCCGGGACUCCUCGCAGCCCGAGGCAGGAGUGGAGGCCACCCCUGGGACACCGUCUGCCCAGCCGCCGUCGGAGGAGGAGCAGGAGCAGCGGCAGCCGUGGACGCAGCUGCGCCUGUCCGGCCAUCUCAAGCCGCUGCACUACAAUCUGAUGCUCACCGCUUUCAUGGAGAACUUCACCUUCUCCGGGGAGGUCAACGUGGAGAUCGCGUGCCGGAACGCCACCCGCUACGUCGUGCUGCACGCCUCCCGGGUGGCGGUGGAAAAGGUGCAGGUGGCCGAGGACCGGGUGGCGGGGGCCGUCCCGGUGGCCGGCUUUUUCCUCUAUCCGCAAACCCAGGUGUUGGUGGUGGUGCUGAACAGGACCCUGGACGCGCAGAGGAAUUACAACCUGAAGAUCAUCUAUAACGCCCUGAUCGAGAACGAGCUCUUGGGCUUCUUCCGCAGCUCCUACGUGCUCCACGGGGAGAGAAGAUUCCUCGGUGUUACUCAGUUUUCGCCUACACAUGCCAGGAAGGCAUUUCCUUGUUUUGAUGAGCCCAUCUACAAGGCUACUUUUAAAAUCAGCAUCAAGCAUCAAGCAACCUAUUUAUCUUUAUCCAAUAUGCCAGUGGAAACUUCCGUGUUUGAGGAAGAUGGAUGGGUUACGGAUCACUUUUCACAGACCCCUCUCAUGUCCACAUAUUAUUUAGCCUGGGCUAUUUGCAACUUCACAUACAGAGAAACUAUCACCAAGAGUGGGGUUGUAGUACGAUUAUAUGCAAGACCCGAUGCUAUCAGAAGAGGAUCCGGGGACUAUGCUCUCCAUAUAACAAAGAGAUUAAUAGAAUUUUAUGAAGACUACUUUAAAGUGCCCUAUUCCUUGCCAAAACUAGAUCUUUUAGCUGUGCCUAAGCAUCCGUAUGCUGCUAUGGAGAACUGGGGACUAAGUAUUUUUGUGGAACAGAGAAUACUGCUGGAUCCCAGUGUUUCAUCUAUUUCUUAUUUGCUGGAUGUCACCAUGGUCAUUGUUCAUGAGAUAUGUCACCAGUGGUUUGGUGACCUUGUGACCCCUGUGUGGUGGGAAGACGUGUGGCUGAAGGAAGGAUUUGCUCACUACUUUGAAUUUGUUGGUACAGACUACCUCUACCCUGGCUGGAACAUGGAAAAACAGAGGUUUCUGACGGAUGUUCUGCAUGAAGUGAUGCUGCUUGACGGCUUGGCCAGUUCGCAUCCAGUAUCACAGGAAGUGCUGCAGGCAACAGAUAUUGACAGGGUAUUUGACUGGAUCGCUUAUAAAAAGGGUGCUGCUUUAAUUAGAAUGCUGGCUAAUUUUAUGGGCCAUUCAGUGUUUCAGAGGGGUUUGCAGGAUUAUUUAACCAUUCAUAAGUAUGGUAAUGCAGCCAGAAAUGAUCUCUGGAAUACGCUUUCAGAGGCUUUAAAAAGAAGUGGAAAAUAUGUAAAUAUACAAGAAGUAAUGGAUCAGUGGACACUCCAGAUGGGUUAUCCUGUUAUCACCAUCUUGGGAAAUACAACAGCAGAAAAUUGGAUAAUAAUUACCCAACAGCAUUUUAUUUAUGACAUCAGUGCUAAAACUAAAGGACUUGUACUUCAAAAUAACAGUUACCUGUGGCAGAUUCCAUUAACUAUUGUGGUAGGAAAUAGAAGCCAUGUGUCUUCAGAAGCAAUUAUUUGGGUGUCUAACAAAUCAGAGCACCACAGAAUAACUUCUUUGGACAAAGGAAGCUGGUUGCUUGGGAACAUCAAUCAAACUGGAUAUUUUAGAGUCAACUAUGAUUUGAGGAACUGGAGAUUAUUAAUUGAUCAAUUAAUCAGGAACCAUGAGGUCCUCUCUGUCAGUAAUCGAGCAGCCUUGAUUGACGAUGCCUUCAGCCUGGCCAGAGCUGGCUAUUUGCCUCAGAAUAUUCCCCUGGAGAUUAUCAGAUACCUGUCUGAGGAGAAGGAUUUUCUUCCUUGGCAUGCUGCCAGCCGAGCUCUUUAUCCUCUAGAUAAAUUACUGGACCGCAUGGAGAAAUACAAUGUCUUCAAUGAAUAUAUUUUAAAGCAAGUUGCAACAACGUACAUCAAGCUUGGAUGGCCAAAAAAUAAUUUUAAUGGAUCUCUUGUUCAAGCAUCCUACCAACAUGAAGAACUGCGUCGAGAAGUUAUAAUGCUGGCAUGCAGUUUUGGCAACAAGCACUGUCACCAACAGGCUUCAACACUCAUUUCGGACUGGAUUUCCAGCAACAGAAACAGAAUACCACUAAAUGUUAGAGACAUCGUCUACUGUACAGGAGUUUCCCUGCUAGAUGAGGAUGUCUGGGAAUUCAUAUGGAUGAAAUUCCACUCCACCACAGCAGUUUCUGAGAAGAAAAUAUUAUUGGAGGCCUUAACUUGCAGUGAUGACAGGAAUUUAUUAAAUAGGCUUCUGAAUCUGUCACUGAACUCUGAAGUGGUGCUGGAUCAAGAUGCAAUUGAUGUGAUAAUCCAUGUGGCUCGAAAUCCUCAUGGCCGGGACCUUGCCUGGAAGUUUUUCAGAGAUAAGUGGAAGAUAUUAAAUACCAGGUAUGGAGAGGCAUUAUUUAUGAAUUCCAAACUUAUCAGUGGAGUUACAGAAUUUCUUAAUACUGAAGGUGAACUUAAAGAGCUAAAGAACUUUAUGAAGAACUAUGAUGGAGUAGCUGCUGCUUCUUUCUCAAGAGCUGUGGAAACUGUCGAAGCCAAUGUACGUUGGAAAAUGCUUUACCAAGAUGAGCUUUUCCAAUGGUUAGGAAAAGCUCUGAGACACUAAUAUGUGUCUCAAAAACAACUCAACUCAGAAAUUCUGUGGAAAGCUCUGCUUUAUGUAGAAUGAAGAAAAUGGCCCGAUUUUCAGUGUUAACGUGUGGGAGGAAUUUUUUUUAAAUUGGUUUUGGGGGAUUUUUUUGUUUCAUUCAUUCUGUUUUGUUUCUCUACUGGGUGUUCUUUAAAGAAACUCUUGCAAGUUAAACUAGCCAUGAUUGCUUCAGCUGUACAUUCCUUGCUCUACAGGACCAAAUACGGUAGUGGUGCAUGUUGAUGUUGCAGUUUGGAAAAACAUAUUCAGAAUAUUUUGUGCAUGGUUGUAUGGUCCUGCCUGUGUUUCAGCAUGCUUAUUUAAAAUGUCCAAUAUUGUAUGUUACAUAUGUUACAUCCAGGAUGGGCAUUAUGCAAAAGCACAAAUAUCUGUGACAAUCAGUGUUGCAAUGAAAGAAAAAGUAAAACAGAAAAUUAUAUUCUUAGUCUUGGGCAUUGUAAGAGGUAAAAUAGCCUUUAAGUGAUCAAGGUCACUUAUUUCAGCACUUGGAGUGUCUUGCAAUGACUACUGUUUUGUUAACUCAUUUUCUUUGAGUUAAAGUUGUGUAUACAUUAAAAAGGCAUAUAGAUACUGUAUGCAUAUGUAUAUGUACAUAGGGAAGCCCUGUAUGUAUAUAGUAUGCUGUACACUGAACUUCUGCAAAGACUCUCUUCAGAUCAAGAAAAAUUUAUCUCUUUUACAAACUUCUGCAAACUUUGAAAAAGCUGAAGAAAAUUUAUCUUAGCAUUACCCUUCUUGACACUUUCCUGUUUCUCAACUGUUAUGAAUUUUUCAUAUACUUCCUUAACAGUGGUCUACUCUACUACAUACAAAACUAAUUCAAACAAAAUUUAUGUAUAAACUAAACAAUUUUCUAAUUCUUCUAAGUAAGUGGCAGCCUUUCAUUCUAAAUAUAGAUUCUAUUAUCAUUUUGGUCAAACUUCCUGUUGCAUAAAACAAUUGUGCUUACUUAAUAAUUAUUAGUGCUGUAAAAAUAUUUAUUUUUUUCAUCUUGUUUGUUUUUCCAUCUUAUGUUGGCUGUCAGUUAAAAUACUCGCUCUGUGUGUUGGUUCUGUGUCUGUGAAUCUAAUCCUCCAUUAAGCAACUAUACCUCAAGCGGGUCUAUUAGCCUUUAAUGACCUUUGAUGCCAGUCAUGCCACCUAUUAAAAGUUGAAGUUACUCUCUUGAACAAAACUUUUUCUUUGGCAUUGACAAUGCUUUUCUUUGUGUUAUGUAACCCAAGUAUUUCUAAAUGGUAUUCUCGCCCAGUAGGCCAGCCCUCCAAAUGUUGUUUAAAUGCUCCAAAUUGACAUAAAGUUUAUCAUUAUAAAAUACCAACAGGACUACCAUACAUAAGCCGAAUGUUUGUGGACCACUCUCUAUUUUCCUGAAGUGUUUCACUCCUCUAAAUCUCCUCCAAAUCUUAUUGCAAGUCAUUGAAAGAAAAUAUUCUAAUUCUAAUUGUCAGUGAACACUGGCAAAAAAAAUAUAUAGGUAUUUUAGAAAGUGAAGCCAUAGAUUUAUUAUAGGUUUGUAGUUGUUAAUCCAUACAAUGGAUAUCACCUAAAACUGAGUAUUGUCUUUUUAGCAGUUACUAUCUGUUACUUAUGCCUAAAUUUUCCAGUGCUUCUUUUUAAAACACAUGGAUUUUAAAUAUUCUACGUGGAGUUACUAAGACAUAGUAAUGAUUAGCAUAAAAUUUAAGAGCCUUCCAUUUAUGAGGAGUGAUGUGAACUCUAUAAGGAGUAAGUUCUGAAACAUAACAAUAAUAAAUAUCCCACAGCUGUGCAGGUCUGAAACAUGUACUAUAUCACCACUGAAUUUAUGUAAUAGAGAAGAUAAAAAAAAUAGAGGUGAAUGUCUUGUUUUGUGUUGUGAAUUACUGAAAAUUCUUAGUAGUUGAGGCAUUCAUUUGAGUGAAAUCACCAUUUCCAGAUUUGAGUUAGAAGGGCUUUUAUAGUUUUUUUCUUCCUCCCCACUGUUAAUAAUCUUAAUCCUCUUUCAGUAUUUUAGUGGCCUUGAACAACUGGUUUAGCUACAAUGUCAAAUCCUAAGUGUAUAAUUCUGUGCAAUGUUCAAUACCUCAUAUAAUACUUGUUCAACAGUAUAAGUGGUAUCAAUGGCAUUGAGAUGGAAUUUUUGUUCUACAUAUUUUUCAAUGAUUAUUCUUUCAAAUGUUGAAGAUUAUAUCAGGCUUUAAUGUUUUUUAGUUGUUUAAAUAAGUAAUAUUUUCAAAAUAAUAA